GCGGAAGUGAAAAAUAGGUGUCCCCGCAGCUUCUUAGCAACGCGCGGUCAAGUGACACAAUCAGCUGACUCCGGUAGAGGAAGGGACUGUGGCGGCCAGUAUUGGAGCUGUUGCAGCCACGAUUGCCCGGCCAGGGACCGGAGCUGAGCGGUCAUCGUCAGAAUGUCGGGCAAAGACCGGAUUGAAAUCUUCCCCUCGCGAAUGGCACAGACCAUCAUGAAGGCUCGUUUAAAAGGAGCACAGACAGGCCGAAACCUCCUAAAGAAAAAAUCUGACGCCUUAACUCUUCGAUUUCGACAGAUCCUAAAGAAGAUAAUAGAGACCAAGAUGUUGAUGGGCGAAGUCAUGAGAGAAGCUGCCUUCUCCCUUGCCGAGGCCAAGUUCACAGCGGGGGACUUCAGCACCACAGUUAUCCAAAAUGUAAAUAAAGCCCAAGUGAAGAUUCGUGCAAAGAAAGAUAAUGUAGCAGGUGUUACUUUGCCAGUGUUUGAACAUUACCAUGAAGGAACUGACAGUUAUGAACUAACUGGUUUAGCCAGAGGUGGGGAACAGUUGGCUAAACUGAAGAGAAAUUAUGCCAAAGCAGUGGAGCUACUGGUGGAACUUGCUUCGCUGCAGACUUCCUUUGUUACUCUGGAUGAAGCUAUUAAGAUAACCAACAGGCGUGUAAAUGCCAUCGAGCACGUUAUUAUACCUCGGAUUGAACGUACCCUUGCUUACAUCAUCACAGAGCUGGAUGAGAGAGAGCGAGAAGAAUUCUAUAGGUUAAAGAAGAUACAGGAGAAGAAAAAGAUUCUCAAGGAAAAAUCUGAGAAGGACUUGAAGCAACGGAUGGCAGCUGGUGAGGUGAUGGAGCCUGCUAACCUUCUAGCAGAGGAGAAGGACGAAGAUCUUCUGUUUGAAUAGUCUUUUCUGUUCUGCUGCUUUCGGAAACCCAGCAUGGCUCCAUUUAAAUUCAGUGUGUAGGUUUGGUAUGUGUGGGUAUUUGUAUUUUGGCCUAAGAAUUUCACCAAUUGUAAAAUUUACCUGGAUGUCUGAUUUAUGGGAUUACUUUUGCAGAAUCAUGACUCAGCAACCAUUUAUCAUAGGCAAAUGAGAUUUGUAAAGUUGCUCCAUGCUCGCAGGCUUUACUUGCUGGAGUGUCACAUGGCUAUUUAUAUCUGUGUCACAUGUGACCCAUUUACCAAGCAUUUUAAGAAGUACCCUUUAGGAAACAUUAGUGGUCUCAGGUCAGCUGCUGUGAAGACCUGCGUUCCUACCCCACUUGGAAAUCUUGGCACAUAUUUGAGAUGCCACAGCCACCUGUGUCGCCAUGGUACAUCUCAAGCUUUGUGAAAAUCUGCACUUUUUUUUCCCUUGCAUGACAUCUGUCCUGUCUUGGGAGCAGUUUUGCCAAUUUAAAUAUGACUGUUAUACACAGAGUAAAAUGAUUGAAAAUAUUUUGUUCUUUUUAUUAUUCAUUUACUGAGAGUAAUAGUCAUGUUUUACACUUAGAUCAGUGACCAUAUUGCCAUCCACAGAUUUCUCUGUAGACCCCUCGUGAGUAGCCUUUUUUAUUCCAUUUAUUAAGGUUUAUUAAAAGGCUUACUUUUUAGACAACUGCAUUUAGGUACUAAUAAAUGAUUGCCAGUGAGUUAAGAGGGCUUCAUGCUUCGUAGUCUGAAAAUACUAAUUUUAUGUGGUAUCUUUUUACUGUAAGUAGUAAUAACCUGCUUUCAUGUAUGAAGACAAGGCACUUGAGUGGCUGUAUCAGACAGUGACUGAGGUUUUAGAGCUGUUUCAUGAUUACGCAGCCUUCUUUUUUUUAAAGAAACAGGGUAUUGCUGUAUAGUUCAAGCUGGCCUGGAAUUCACUAUGUAGCUCAGGCUGCCUUAGCUUCCUGAGUGCUGGAAUUACAGGUGUGUGUCAUGAAGCCUGUUUUUGUUUUAAACUCAGCCUCUCUUGCCAGCAGUUCUGGUAUUUGGGGCAUGACUGGCCAUGGAAUUGCUCUUAGUUAUGGGACACCAGCCUUGUUUUUAAUCAACUAAUAGCAUAGUCUAGGCUUUUUAAAGUACUAAUGAGUUUUAACACUUGCUGUAAAGUGACAGGUCUUAGUUUUGUCCAAGGCACUAUUUAUUGUAUUUUCUCAUCUCAUCACAAUAACUACAAAUAUACAAAUUUUAUUCCUCAUCUCCUGGAGGAAAAAUUUGAGGCACAGGGGGCUUAAGUAAUUGUUAGUAGGUUAAAAAGCUAGAGAAUGGUGAAUCCAGGGUUUAAAGUAGUCUACCUUCAGUUCCACACCCUGAACUUUCAUCCUUCAUUUAAAAACUACAGUAUUGAAAGCUAGGAUGGGGGGUCUGUCCUGGAGGAGGUGAUCUGUAGUUAACCUAUUGUUGCUCACAGAAUAAAACCUCAGAUUUCAGUAGUGAUUGGAAAAUUAGUAACUGAAUUUACCAGUAUUUUAAAAAUAGGUAACAUAAGAUGUUUUAACAUUUUCCAACACCCUGGUGAGAAGCAAAUUCUACCAUUUCCAUUUUGUAGAGAAGGAAAGUAAGGCUUAAAUAAGGUAAAAUAGCAUAGCUCAAAUUACGAAUCAAGUGGAUCUUGAUUUCAGAGGGUUGGUCCUUAAACAUUAUGAAUUGCUUUUCUAGGAGGCAAAAAUUUAAUCUGAAGGCAGGGGUAGAGAGCCAUAUUAGUGUUUUUUUUUCUCAUGUAGUAAAUAAAGCAUCCACCUUAAAGCACUGA
Messenger RNA from Heterocephalus glaber (naked mole-rat), 2724 nucleotides. RefSeq names its product ATPase H+ transporting V1 subunit D (gene Atp6v1d). Gene Ontology annotation, molecular function: proton-transporting ATPase activity, rotational mechanism. Lineage: Eukaryota; Metazoa; Chordata; Mammalia; Rodentia; Bathyergidae. The record is from RefSeq and is a predicted model, not a curated record.